UUACUGCAGCUGUAACUUAAUGUUGUAGUCUGUGGUUUACCGAAUUAGAAUGCUAGUUUGCAAGUACAAUACGUGCGUAAUAACAUAAAAAUUCAGAAUUCGUGAAAACAAUGAAUGCUAUCAAUAAAUUUCUAAUUUAAGACAUCGUUAUUGAAACGGGAUUGUGAUUUUAGUGCUGCAAGAAUGCCUAAUAUAUUGUGUUUAUCUUUAAAUUAUUGUGACAGAUAGAGAUAUAUUUUGUGGAUCAUCGUAUUUUGACAUAUUUUUAUAUUUAAAAUACAACAUGCCCAGUUUAAUCGGAGUUUCCGAAUUUGUUGAUGAAACCAGAGAUGAUUAUAAUUCGCCAAUUACUUCAACAUUUGUUUCGCGAAUGCAACAAUGUAGAAACACAAUUACAACAUUAGAAGAGACUCUCGAUUAUGACAGAGAUGGGCUGAAUAAAAUGAAAAAAGCUAUUAAAGCUAUCCAUACUUCAGGAAUUUGCCAUGUUGAUAAUGAAUCAUGUUUAGUUAAAGCAUUGGAAAAAAUUGGCCAGAAUGCUAUAUCGAAGGAACACGAAGAAAUUAUUGGCAAUGCCUUUAUAAAAUUUGCAGUAGUUACACAGGAGUUAUCUGCUUUAAUGAAAACCUUAAUGCAAAAUCUGAACAAUAUUGUGAUGUUUCCAUUAGACAGUCUCUUAAAAGGCGAUUUGAGAGGUAUGAAGGGUGAUCUGAAACGGCCUUUUGAUAAAGCCUGGAAAGAUUAUGAGAGUAAGUUUGCAAAGAUAGAGAAAGAGAAGAAACAACAAGCCAAGGAUGCUGGUUUGAUACGGCAAGAGAUCACUGCAGCAGAAGUAGCGGAUGAGAUGGAAAAAGAAAGAAGAUUGUUUCAGUUACAAAUGUGUGAAUAUCUUAUUAAGUAUAAUGAGAUCAAAACUAAGAAGGGUAUUGACUUGUUACAAAGUCUGGUUGAAUAUUAUCAUGCUCAAACUAACUACUUUCAAGAUGGACUUAAAACAAUUGAGCACUUUGGGAGCUAUGUAGCUGAUCUCAGUAUUAAAUUGCAAAGGAUUAGACAAAAUCAGGAUGAAGAAAAACGCAAGCUAACAGAUUUAAAAAAUUUAAUAAAAUCAACACUAAGCUUGGAAAAGGAAACAUGCUCACAAAUGGAUAAAGGGGCUGCAGGGUAUUCUUUACACCAGCUGCAGGGAGACAAGCACCAUGGAGUUACCAGAACUGGCUAUUUACUUAAAAAAUCUGAAGGGAAGAUGCGUCGCGUGUGGCAAAAACGCAAAUGCAAGGUGCAGGCUGAAGGCUACUUGGACAUUUGUCAUGGGGAUGAAAGUAAACAACCCACAAGAAUAAAUCUGCUAACUUGCCAAAUAAAAAUUGUCCCUGACGAUAAGAGAUGUUUUGAUUUGAUAUCUUAUAAUCGGACGUACCAUUUCCAAACUGAGGAUGAGGCGGACCAGCGGGCUUGGAUGUCAGUGUUGAUUAAUUGCAAGGACAUGGCGUUAAUGAAGGCCUUCGAUGACAGUAGCAAGACAGGAAGCGACAAAGUAAACCAUAGCUUCAUUGAAUUACAACAAGCUAUCAUUAAGUAUAUUCAAAAAAUACCGGGAAACGAUAGGUGCUGCGAUUGUAAUUCUCAAAAUGAUGCUACAUGGCUAUCGACAAAUUUUGGAAUCAUUGUGUGUAUCGAGUGCUCAGGGAUUCACAGGGACCUAGGUGUACAUAUUUCUCGAAUACAAUCGUUAACUUUAGAUAACGUGGGAACUAGUCAGUUAGUACUCGCCAGGUUUAUGACCAAUAACGGUUUUAAUGAUAUUAUGGAAGCCCAGCUCACAGCCAAUGAGAAACUGGAGCCUUCUAGCUCAAUGGACCAGAGACUUAAUUAUAUUAGAGCCAAAUAUGUUGAAAAACGAUUUGUUAGAACUACCUGCUCCUCUGAAAUCGAGAAGCUCCACGACCUGGAGGACGCAGUUAAUACUGGAGACCUUUCGCUGCUGUUGCAGGCCUUCGCGGAAAACGUAGACUUAAGAGCUUGUCUACCAUCAUCAAAAAUAGGCGAGACGGCGCUGCAUCGGGCUGUCAUUAACGAAUCGGGCCGCACCUUGUAUGUGGUCGAUUUCCUCAUCCAGAACAUGUCGAAUGCGGCCCUGGACAAGACCACCAAUCCUGCGAGCAUGCCUGAAAUGAUCGGCUCGAACACGGCCCUCCAUCUUUGCGCUAUCUACGACAAAGUCGAGUGCAUGAAGCUGCUGUUGCGAAGCGGGGCCGAUGCUACUGUGAGAAAUUCACAGAACAAGACCCCCAUGGACAUCGCGCAGGAGCUGGGGAACCACACCUGCCAGGAAUUGCUUCAGAACGCCGCCAAUAGACUGAAAAAUUACUUCGAUAAUAUCAACAUAGACUGGAACUUGUCUCACGACGAUGGUUCGACUGACUUUUCGGACGACGAGACCAUUAUCGAAGAUCGGAAUGGUUCGUUAACUCCGGAAAAGAAAAACAGGUCUCGUCCGCCCAGUUACUCAGCUUCGAACGUUCACGGGAGCUUGAAAAAGAGAGUGGCACCUCUCCCUCCCCCACCCAACCUGGGUCAGUACCAGUACGGUACUUUGCCCAGCAGCCAUAGUAGAACCCCAUCAGACCCCAUUACGGCGGGUUAUCACACUCUAAGUCAUACUCAUAAACGUUCACCCAGCAGCGACUCCAGCUCUGGAAGAUCUGUGAUACCAAUUGGAAGUAAACUAGUCAUACCGGAUUGCAAGAACAGCGAUAAAGUGUCGAUGUUGAGGAGGCCCCAGAAUCCGCCGCCGCCUGCGCCUAAUCCGUCCCUGAGUCGCCUGUCAAACGGCCGGUCCAAUGAGAGCAUUUCCUCGAUGGCCUCUGACGUGGAUAUCCUCAAUCCAGUACCCCCGCCUCGCAGGAAGCGGAAAUAUUGGUUGGAUAGUUUUGCUGGGGCGAAUGAUUUUCAUCUGGCAUCGGACUCUCCGCCACAGAGAAUGUCAUCUAGUCCUAUUUCAACGAGUUCUUUGUGUUCACCACGAGCGAUGUCCAACGGGCGACUGUCUUACAGCGCAAACGGGGGCGUGGGGCUGCGCAGGUGCAAGGCUUUGUACGACUGCGCAGCGGACAACGACGACGAGCUCUCCUUUCAAGAGGGGGAGAUCAUCAUCGUCAUCAACGAGCACACGGACGAUGAUAAUUGGAUGGAGGGUAUGGUGGAGAACGAGCCAGACAGGACUGGAAUGUUCCCCAUCAGUUUUGUGCAUAUGUUACCAGACUAGGAAUAGUUUUUCGAAAUAAAUACGAUUUAUUUGUAUAGAAUUACUAAAUGUAUAUUAUUGAUGUGUAUAUCUUGGAGGGAUGUUGUACAGAAUUGAGACGACAGACAGCGUUGGAGAAGGAUUUCUUUUAAAAAUCGAAAUCGAUUAAACUAUCCCUUUUUCAGCUUCGUUUAUAUCUAAUCAAGUCACGUACUAUAAAAAAUCUAAAUAUAGUACUCUUUGUGCUGUAAUAUUUUAAUUAUUUUCCUAUCAUUUAUAGUUCUUUAGGAAAAAUAGAAGUUUAGGUAUUUUUACCAUUUACCUAAGCUUUACCUCUUAAAAAAAUGUCGAUGUUUUAGUGUUUAAGUAUAUGGGAAAUAUCAAAUCAUAUUUACGAAAAAAAAUAUUAUGGCUAGCCCAAAAUUAAUAUAGAAUUAUAUAAAAACUGUAUUGAUUCGUGUGUUUUAGGCUUAUAUUGGAAAAAAGAAAACCAUAGUAUUAAAGAACGUGUAUAAAACAGUCUUAAUAUGUUUUAACCCUUCAGCAAUCAAAUUUAACCGUAACUUCUUAAGGGACAGAGAGCAGUCCCUACAAAAAGGAAACAGUAUUUUUUGUAGAUUAUUUUUAGCAUUUAACAGCCAGUAUGAAGUCGAUAUCUGGUAGUAGCCACCUAGUUUGCUUAUCAAGUAGAUAUAUUUUUAUAUUUUAUGUAGACAUCUUUAUCAUUGAGUCUUGAUAAUACAGGGUGGUGACCAGAACACCACUGAAAUGCUCCAAAAAUGUAAUUAUAUUAGUUUGUAACCUCCGAUGUAUAUAUUUAUUUAAGAUAUUUAAGUAUCUAUCACGUAAAGUUGGGAUAACAAAUAAAAAAAAUGUAUAUCCACGUAAAUAGGGCUUUUACGUUGCCCUGUGCCUAUCCAAAAUUAUGAAAUAGUACUGAUUGUUUAUUUUAAGAGAAAUUUAGAUAUGUUACGUGAAAAGAGUUUAUCGUCAGAAAUUGUCACCGUUUCUUUAGUUGUUUUUAUUUCACCAAAUUUUGAACUUGAAUGUGAACUUGAAUAUAAUAUAUAUCUGUAAAAAAUA
Molecule: messenger RNA, 4330 nt
Organism: Sitophilus oryzae (rice weevil)
Lineage: Eukaryota; Metazoa; Arthropoda; Insecta; Coleoptera; Curculionidae
Gene: Asap
Product: arfGAP with SH3 domain, ANK repeat and PH domain-containing protein
Exons: 16
Coding region: 284-3268 (994 amino acids)
Biological process (GO): positive regulation of GTPase activity
Cellular component (GO): cytoplasm
Molecular function (GO): GTPase activator activity; protein binding
Source: RefSeq, a predicted model, not a curated record